Messenger RNA from Schistosoma rodhaini, 1505 nucleotides. NCBI's taxonomy places the organism in Eukaryota, Metazoa, Platyhelminthes, Trematoda, Strigeidida, Schistosomatidae. The record is from the annotation of a GenBank genome assembly.
GGUCGUACCAGGGCAUUUGGGGGCACACACUUUUUCUCCGACAAUCAAUUUGGUUACUGCAAUGAGAACUUGCGUCGAUGGGCACAAACUAUUCAGUAGUACUCGAAAUAAUACAUAAAAGUUAGAAAUAAGUUCAAAAUUAUAUGAGCACGAAAUACAUUCACAUGAACGUAUGUAUGAACACAAAUAUACGUUCAGUAUAAGGAACCUAUAUAUGUUCAUGACUAACUACAGAGCACAUAACCAUACCUGUCAUCCGAAGCGAAUUGUUCUGUGAGAUAAUCUAACGGUCUAUUAAUCAAAUCCUGAUGCCACACAGCAGUAUAAUUUUCUGAACUAGACCCUGCCUCUGUUCUGCAUACUUAUGAUGUCUGGAUAUACACAAAAUGAAAAUGUAAGCCGUGGCUCGGACACAAUGAUUGAUCGUUAUUGCAACUCUUUAAAUAUUCUUAAAGAAAAGGUUAUGAAUCUAUUAGAACAAUAUCAUUCAAUCAUUAUGCAAAAAAUGGAAUGUGAUUUAGGAAACUUACUCUCCUACAAUACUGGUGGAUUUCAAAGUCAUCUGGCAGAUGUCUUUUCUCAGAUGAAUGAUGUUGAAGUCCAUUUAAACAACUUGGAAGCUUGGGCUGGCCUUCCUCCUGAAUGCUUCACUUCAGCUAGUUUAAACUAUGGUAUCCCAGAUCCGGAUCAAGUAUCUCAUGAAGCCCAAACCCUAGUGGAGGCUAUCCGACAUUUACAAGCUGAAUUGCGUGCUAUGACUACAAAGUGUCAAACAAACAGCACACUUACCACAGGAAACGUGCCAUCAGUUACUGCAUCUGAUAAAAGUGAUAAUAACCAGGAUCGCAUUACUUCUUCAAUCCUAAAUUCAGUUGCGAGAAAAAGUCCUGUUCCAUUAACGGUUAUAAAAUCUGAGACUGCUCAUUAUCCAAUCCAGUGUAAUCCAUCUAUAUCGCCAUCUGCUGGUGAUCUGAAUCAAGGGUAUGUAGAUACAUUGCCACAAGUACCAUCUUUUCCAUCAAAUGAAGAAGGACGUAGUUCUCAUCACCCAGGCAGUAGACCUCCAUACAGUUCCAAUACUAAUACAGCUACCCGUUCACCUAGUGUCGAUCGACGUCAACAAUCUACUAUUUUGACUGAUGUUUACCGCACGACAUCUGGGCACCAUUCUUCGUUUUCGCCUAUCCCACCACAACAGUAUGCUUCUGGUCAAUACAAUCAGUUCCCUCCUUCUAGCUCUGUUGAAACUGUAUCUUCAAAUCGUAUGGCUUCUGAAACGUAUUUGCAAUACACGUCACCAGGGUGUUUAACACGAACAACUGAACCGUACACACCAAGACCUCACUAAUAUUAAUUUUGUUACUUUAAACUGAGUAACUUUUACGGUCAUGACAUCAGGCAGAAUGACAGUGUUAACUUUUUAUCUGUGCACAAGGUUUGAUCUCUUGUCAAACGUUUGUAUAUUUCAACAAUAGAUAAGAAAUAUCAAUAAACUUUUUUUACUA